AGUUUCUCUACAGGUAGGAAAGUGAGACAGACUAGGAAGGCAGUCUGAGUGAGUGUCUUACCGGUAGAAACGGGAAGAUUCACGGUUAGUCCGGCUGGUUGUUGGUGAUAGGGUUGGGAAACAUCAUUUUAUAAAGACACCAUUUCAGCUGUCACGUUUGGCUGCUGUGAGCCCGGAAACCUGUACACCUGAAUGGCAGGAUCUCACCGGCCUCACAAAACCUCCGGGCUCCAUAUCCCUGAAGUUGAGUCUGUGUGCAGAACAUACAGAAGGACACAUGGCUUGUACAACACAGUCGGCCUUAGACUACGUAAAGAGUGCCAGAGUCCACCUUGUGAGAGAAUUAAAUAAUCUGUCAGUGGUUGUGGAGAACUUGUACCAGCAAAGAGUUUUUAGUGAUGAAGAGGUCAAAGAAAUACAGACAGAGAGACAUGACUACGAUAAAACCAGGAGAAUACUGGACUCAGUCAUUAAGAAGGGGGAAGCGGCGUGCUACAAGUUCCUCAGAAUUAUUGACGUGACGAGGAAGAGGACCUUAGGGAGGACGUCCCUUCUCCCUGCGACAAAGAGUUCAGCUUCUACUGAAGCCAAGAAGUUUGACCUGCACUUCUGGAUCAGCUGCUUUUCUUUCAAGGACGACACACAGAUGGAUAUAAACUACUUACAAGGCUCCAGUCCGUGCCACAGAUACCAGGAAAACUUGAAGUCAAAAGCACAAAAAAUAUCAAAUGAGUUUUGGAAGGCAAACAAAAUUCAAUUUGACAGAAACAAAAAGCCUGAUCUGUCGUACGCUGCUCUUGUAUUAGACACACAAGGAAGUGUUUUUCCAUCUAAAAUAAAGAAAUUGAAGAACAAGAAGAGCAAGAUGAGUCGCCCUAAAAAGCUGAGGACAUACAUCCCUGAGGACAGACCAGACAUUUCCCCCAGUGACCUGCUGAAGACCGAUAAAAACAUCCUCUUGGUUGGUAAGCCUGGAAUUGGAAAGACAGCACUCACUCACGAAAUGUUGAAACUUUGGGCAGAAAGAGACAACAAGGAGCUCGACUACAUGUUCUACUUUGACAUGAGAGAAACAUCCCACAUCAUGAUGGCCAAGAGCCUGGAGGAUCUUCUUUUCAGUGUGAUCAGUGAGCCAGAUGAAGGCAAAGAAGAGGUCUUACAGGACAUAAAGAAGAACUCUGACAAUGUUACACUAAUUUUUGAUGGAAUCACAGAUCUCUCUUCAUCAGUGGUGAAGAGACUUGUAGAGAAGGACCUACUACCUGAUGCCAAGGUCAUCAUUACAUGCAGACCAGAUGAUGAAGAAGACUUCCUUUCUGGGGACUUCCUCAGAGUGGAAGUGAAAGGCUUUAGUGAGAAGACCAUAAAAACAUACUUCUCUGCAACUCUAGGAGAAGAACAGGAGAAGGUUUUAAGCAACCUGGAGUUGUUAACUCUUUGCCAUGUCCCAAUGUAUGCACAGAUGGUGGCUGUCUGCUUUUCAUCAGAGACAUCAGAAGACUCUCCACAGCCAUGCACUGUAACUGAAAUCUACAUCAAUAUUGUUCGUCGUUGCCUUCAAACAAUCAGCAAGAAAACAAAAACCAAAGAUCUAAAUUCCUUCAUCAACAACAGGAGUGAAGAAAUUCUGUCUCUGGCCGAGUUUGCUUUUAAAGCAACUGUAGAAAAAACUGUGAACUUGACAGAACUGCCCUGUGAAGACAGCUGCGUCCUCUCCUUCCUGAAACCUCUUGUUAUCAAAGUGGCCCCCACUGAGACAAUCACCACUCAUGCAUUUCUCCAUUACACAAUGCAGGAGUUUUUUGCAGCACUGUGGCUGCUGAAGAAUCCAGAUAAGAUCAGGGAUGUUUUUCAGCAGAGCGUCACUGAGGAGAAGAAACACAUGAAACAUCUGAUCCCUUUCAUGUGUCGACUGCUGACUGACAAGAGACCUAGUUUGAUGAAUUGUCUGAUUCCAGCUCAGGAGCUCAAGAACACGUCUGACUGGUUCUUCGAGGAACUGAUAACCACAUUUUCCCCUUGUCUCAGUAAGAAAGACGAGGAUGAUACUGAGGACAGUGGGCUUGAUGUGGACAUACUGUUCUUAUGUCAGUGCUUGUAUGAGUCCCAGUGUCCUGAAGCGAGCAUCAACUUCCUGGAGAAACUGGACUACCAUCUUGAUCUCAGUGGAGAGAGUCUCGAGCCUUACCUUUGCUCUGCUGUGGCCUACGUGGUCACUCAGUCGAAGGAGAGGAAAAUAUUGCUGAACCUGGAGGACGUCAUGGUGUCAGAGCAAGGAAUGAGACGACUGUUAGGAUGCCUUCAAAAUGUCCAGUGGUGUGGUCCUCUGCCACGGCAGCUGUGGGAGAUUUUCCUUCUCAGUGAAGACAGAUGGCAGAUGAACCACAUCAGCUUACUCAGCCUGGAUGGGAAUCAGUUGCACCUUCCAGUUGAGGGUAAAAGACGGCUGUUUGAAAGAGCAGUAAAAGUCAUGCAGAAGAUCACUAAACAGCUUAAUAUCUGCCUCCACUGGGACAGGAAAACUCCUGCCUGCCAAAGUCUGUGCGAGUCUCUCUUAGAGGCUUUGCCCUACAUCCACUCACUCAGCUUCAGGAGGACCUACAGAGGUCCAGGAUUACAGGACCAGCAACAAAGCCAGGGGACACUGGAGAGGGAAAAACAGGAGCUGUUACUGGAUUUAUGCCUGAGAGCAGCACUUUACAAAGGAGAGAGCUUUCACAGAGUAGUGAACGAACUUCUCUCAUUGUUUUCUGUGAACAAUGACUUACAUAACAUCCUUCUUGAUUUUUAUCAACACGUCAAGAGUAAAGAGUGUUCAAGUGUCAUUCCGAAGCUGAGAGCACUUUUCCAGUCAGCUCCUGCAGUCUGGUCCAUAAACCUCUCAGAGAGAAAGACCUCCAUCCUCCUGGAAGUGCUGAAACUCCAACCAGAGAAGAAACCAGUGGAGCUGACAGGCUGGACAGAUGAAGAGAGUGAAGUGAGGAGUUUCUUACAGUGUCUGCCUUAUAUCUCACAGCUCAGAGUCUUUGUCCCGUUUGAAAGUGAAGCCAAGUUCUUUGGGAAUCUGUUCUGUGCAGCAGCAGAGAGAGAACAGCAGACAGGAGAAAAGAUACUGGAGCUGUUAACAUCAUACAUCGAUAAUUUUGAGGAUGAUGAUGAAUAUUAUCAGAGUGGUUUCCUGCUGGAUCUGUACUCCCACCUGAAGGACUAUGAGACUAAAACAGGCUUGAGGGUCCUUCCAUCAUUACAGUCAGUUUUCCAGUCAGCUCCUGCAGUCUGGUCCAUAGACCUCUCAGAGAGAAAGACCUCCAUCCUCCUGGAAGUGCUGAAACUCCAACCAGAGAAGAAACCAGUGGAACUGACAGGCUGCUCAGAUGAAGAGAGUGAAGUGAGGAGUUUCCUACAGUGUCUGCCUUAUAUCUCACAGCUCAGUGUCUCUCAGCAGUUUAGAGGCUCAGGUGAAGUCAAGUUCUUUGGGAACCUGUUCUGUGCAGCAGCAGAGAGAGAACAGCAGACAGGAGAGAAGAUACUGGAGCUCUUAUCAUCAGUGUGCAGAUAUCAAUCAUUCCCUUUUAAAGAGAAAUGGUGUGAUUUCCUGCUGGACCUGUACUCAUUUGAUCCUGAAACAGGCUUGAGAGUCCUACGAAGAUCACAGUCAGUUUUCCAGUCAGCUCCUGUGGUCUGGUCCAUAGACCUCUCAGAGAGAAAGACCUCCAUCCUCCUGGAAGUGCUGAAACUCCAACCAGAGAAGAAACCAGUGGAGCUGACAGGCUGGUCAGAUGAAGAGAGUGAAGUGAGGAGUUUCUUACAGUGUCUGCCUUAUAUCUCACAGCUCAGCUUCAGGUGGACCUACAGAGGUCCAGGAUUACAGGACCAGCAACAAAGCCAGGGGACACUGGAGAGGGAAAAACAGGAGCUGUUAUUGGAUUUAUGCCUGAGAGCAGCACUUUACAAAGGAGAGAGCUUUCACAGAGUAGUGAACGAACUUCUCUCAUUGUUUUCUGUGAACAAUGACUUACAUAACAUCCUUCUUGAUUUUUAUCAGCAUAUCAAGAGUAAAGGGUGUUCAAGUGUCAUUCCAAAACUGAGAGCACUUUUCCAGUCAGCUCCUGCAGUCUGGUCCAUAAACCUCUCGGAGAGAAAGACCUCCAUCCUCCUGGAAGUGCUGAAACUCCAACCAGAGAAGAAACCAGUGGAGCUGACAGGCUGGUCAGAUGAAGAGAGUGAAGUGAAGAAUUUCCUACAUUGUCUGCCUUAUAUCUCACAGCUCAGUUUCUCUUUCUGGUUUAGAGGCUCAGGUGAAGUCGAGUUCUUUGGGAAUCUGUUCUGUGCAGCAGCAGAGAGAGAACAGCAGACAGGAGAGAAGAUACUGGAGCUGUUAUCAUCAGUGUCCAGAUAUCAAUCAUUCCCUUUUAAAGAGAAAUGGUGUGAUUUCCUGCUGGACCUGUACUCAUUUGAUCCUGAAACAGGCUUGAGAGUCCUACGAAGAUCACAGUCAGUUUUCCAGUCAGCUCCUGCAGUCUGGUCCAUAGACCUCUCAGAGAGAAAGACCUCCAUCCUCCUGGAAGUGCUGAAACUCCAACCAGAGAAGAAACCAGUAGAGCUGACAGGCUGCUCAGAUGAAGAGAGUGAAGUGAGGAGUUUCCUACAGUGUCUGCCUUAUAUCUCACAGCUCAGUGUCUUAAUCCAGUUUCAAAGUGAAGCCAAGUUCUUUGGGAAUCUGUUCUGUGCAGCCGCAGAGAGAGAACAGCAGACAGGAGAAAAGAUAUUGGAGCUGUUAACAUCAGUGUGCAGAUAUCAAUCAUUCCCUUUUAAUGAGAGAGACAUGGAUGAUGAUGAUGAUUACAAAUAUCAGAGUGGUUUCCUGCUGAAUCUGUACUCCCACCUGAAGGACUAUGAGACUAAAACAGGCUUGAGAGUCCUUCCAUCCUUACAGUCAGUUUUCCAGUCAGCUCCUGCAGUCUGGUCCAUAGACCUCUCAGAGAGAAAGACCUCCAUCCUCCUGGAAGUGUUGAAACUCCAAACAGAAAAGAAACCAGUGGAGCUGACAGGCUGCUCAGAUGAAGAGAGUGAAGUGAGGAGUUUCCUACAGUGUCUGCCUUAUAUCUCACAGCUCAGCUGUGAUCCAGAGUUCUUCCAGAGUCUGUGUGCAGUCAUCUCUGUAAGAUCCAGAGAGGCCGAGCAGUUGGCCUCUGUGCUGCAGCUCCUGGGCUUCAGCCUGCUGUUAACAGGAGAGUUACACAGGAAAACCUGCAGGUCUGUGGGGAGGGUUCUCAGACUCUGUGGCUCUGAUGUGGAUCUGGUCCUCACACCCAGAAAGAUGUCUGUCAGAGGAGCCUCCCUCCUCUUCAGCUGUACAACACAACUCCACAGUCUGAGGCUUUCCAGCGACAUGGCCUUGCUACUGUCUCGAUGGGUGAGAAGAGGGAGAGCGGCCUGUCCGUUGGCUGUUGAAGAGCUUUCUCUGGCCCCUCAGAAAUCCCGACCAUCAGACAGAGUGCUGUUGAAGGUCGUCAGUAGUUUGGCGUCCCUGCUGAGAUCCUGGGCAGUCAGACGGUUGGACCUGAAUGAGUUCUGCGUCCCUGCUCAGGGUCUCAUUCCUCUGCUGCUGCACGACGGCCCUCUAACCAUCAAACUGAGUCAGGAGAUUUUCCAGCAGCUCCUCUCCCUCCUCCAUGAAGUCCAGGACGAGGUCUUGACCCGGUCCUUCUUGAGUAAGGUUGGUGGAGACCUGAGCUCCUGCUGUCUGAACUGGGAGCUUCUUCACUAUCUGCUGCAGCAGUCGUCAGCUCAGACCAUCACUGUGAACCUGAGGAAGAACCUCUUCUUACAGGAGAGCGUCACACGUCUGCUUCCCUUUCUGGACAGGAUUGUAUUUAAAAGGCCCUGUCCCGGCUUUGUGUUGACUGCCAUCAGAGAGAUCUAUAAAGCUCGUGCCAGUCCCAUUAUACCCAGUUUACUGAGGUCACUGGAUCAUGUGAUCAACCUGACCUGCAGAGAGAUGGACUCUGUGGACUGUGCUGCUCUGCUCUUCACCCUCAAACACAGUGACAGAGUUAAACUGAACCUCCAGUGGACCUCCAUACCAACAGGGGACACAGAGUCCAUCCUCUUUACGCUGGACAAAGUUUCUCAGCUCAGUGUGGACAGGAACCUGCUGCUGAGGCUGGUGCACUGCUGUGCUGCCUCUGACGCCCAGCAGGGGGCAGCAGUCGGCCUGCUCAGGACUGUGCAGCACAGGCUGGAUCUGUCCUGCUCCUCCUGUGUGGAGCUGCCAGAGGAGGAUCAGAGCGAGACUCUCAGUCUGACCGGUGAGGACUGCGGGGCCGUCUCCGCCAUCCUGAGACGCAGCGUCCGGGACACACAGCUCAACCUGCAGGACUGCGAGGUGGAGGACAGCGGACUGGACCUGCUGUUUCCUGUCCUCCGCAGAGUCCGCCUCAGAGCCAGUAAAGCCGUCCUCCUCCAGCUGGUGUCCCUGGUUCCUGUGAACAGUGAGGGGGACACAGUGAGACGGGCGGUGUCCCUGUGUAGAGCCCUGGACGGAGAGCUGGACCUCAGUCACACCUCACUGGAUCAGAGGGCCUGUGGAGCUUUGGCCCUGAUGCUGGACUUCUCUGAAGGGCUGACAGAGCUGGACCUCAGUCACUGUGAGCUCACCGACCAGCUGCUGCUCACACUCAUCACACAUCUGCACAAAGUCCAGGUCCUGGAUCUGAGUCACAAUAAGAUCUCUGAUGCUUCAGCUGGAAAGUUACUCCACCUGGUCUCCAUCAACCCCUCCAUCAGCACUGUGCGACUCUUCAGCAACAACUUUGUGGACCGAACACCCUUUAAGAAAGACAAGCGGUUUGAACUCUGGUGACCCGCUCGUCAGUGUGGAGCUAAUGUGCUGAUCGGGGAAUAACUGCUUGAUGUCUAACGAUCAUUACAUGAAAAUAUUUCUGUAUUAGUACUUUGACUUUAAUAAUUAAGAAGACAGUUUAUAUGGAGGACAUUAAUGAUUACGUCUCAUUCUUGAGAUACUGAAGAUUAUUCUGUAAUAAUUCUCCCAAUGUUUACACGUCAGAUUGUUCUGUUGGGAUCAUGAUUCAACUCUUUUCUCAUUCUAGCAAAACAAAUAAGUAAUAUUUUGGGAUAACUGUCUUUUCUUAUUCUGGGAGAACUAAUUGUGUAUUUUUGUAUACAGGUACUUUGUGGUCCAUGUUUACUUCAGAGCAGAGAGGAUGAUGAACGAUACAAGAAAGAUGAGGUCAGGAGAAAAAACAUGGUUGAUACAUGAAGAUAGAAAUAAAUUAUUUUCUCUUUAUUUGACAGUUUUCUGAACUUUUCCUCAUUAAAAUACCUCAUUUAAUGUAAACUGCCGCAAUAAUGAUAAUAAUGAAAAAAAGGUGAAAAUCUGUGUUAACCAGCUGAGUGACUUUGUGCCAGAAACAGACAAUACAAAAAGUAUUCUAUAAUAUUGUGAAAUGUACUGUUGUAAAUGUUACGGAUAAGAGCCAAAUGCCUCUAGCUACAUUAUAUAUAAUUUAUGUACUUUGGGAUAUGUUUGUAUGACUAACAUUUAUUACAGUUAUGUUACAGAUCAUUAAAACUCAUCACUCGGCUUGUAAAACAGAAACCUACUCGUUUAUAUUUGAACCAGAAGAAGCACAAAAGUAUUUCUUUUUGAUAAGAUUAGAAAUGAUUAACUUUUAUUCUGGAACACAGAACACAAAGACAGAUCUUCAAGUUGGAGUUGGUCAGUAAAAACAAAAGAUAUGUAAAGGUCCACUGUUUCUGCCUGUAAACAGUCACAAGAUAAAUGAACUGUUUGUAAUGUGAUUUAUUUGAAAAGGGAGAUAAAGUUGUGAAAUGUCA
This is a messenger RNA of Micropterus salmoides (largemouth bass), 7860 nucleotides long. RefSeq lists its product as uncharacterized. Gene Ontology annotation, biological process: regulation of apoptotic process. The record is from RefSeq and is a predicted model, not a curated record. NCBI's taxonomy places the organism in Eukaryota, Metazoa, Chordata, Actinopteri, Centrarchiformes, Centrarchidae. The transcript is spliced from 18 exons. Bases 278 to 6865 code for a protein of 2195 amino acids. Gene Ontology annotation, molecular function: ATP hydrolysis activity; protein binding.